Messenger RNA from Setaria italica (foxtail millet), 698 nucleotides. RefSeq names its product hordoindoline-A-like. Lineage: Eukaryota; Viridiplantae; Streptophyta; Magnoliopsida; Poales; Poaceae. The record is from RefSeq and is a predicted model, not a curated record. The coding region runs from base 129 to 644 and encodes 171 amino acids. Gene Ontology annotation, molecular function: nutrient reservoir activity. The transcript has a single exon.
GACACCUGGCAUAAGGGCCAAGCAGUUCAUGAUCAUGUACAAUGUAUACAGACGAUAGAAGCAAGUGCUUGCUGAAAAAAACCAUCAAAAGGUAGCCUCAUCUCAUCUCACCUUUGUCUUGUCUUUGUAUGCAUCUUCACCCUGAAGGCCUGAACAGAAACACACAACCCCCUCGUCGCUUGCUGAUUCAGCAAUACAGCAUGGGCAACAUGAGGAAGACCUCCUUCCUCCUCGCGCUCCUCGCCCUCGCCAGUUCGAUCAUCGGCGCCGCACACGCACAGGUGGAGGAGAAGCAGUGCCAGGAAGGGCAGACCAUGGACGCGUGCAGGGACUACCUGAAGCAGCAGUGCACGGCGUCGGCGAUGCCCAUCACCUGGCCCUGGAAAUGGCGGAUGAGCAGCUGCCGGCGGCUGCGGCUGCGCUGCUGCGAGCAGCUGGAGCAGAUGCCACCCAGCUGCAGGUGCAGGGCGAUCCGCAGCACGGUCGAGGAGCUGCAGCGCGGCGGUCUGCCGGGCUCCGAUCAUCAUCAGAUGAUGAGCAAGGUGAUGGAGAUGGCAAAGACCCUGCCCUCCAUCUGCAACAUGGACCCAAGCUACUGCAGCAGCAUCCCCACCAGGAACUGCAGAUCACCCUAUGUGGUGUGAUCAUGGAAUAAAGUCUCCAGUGACAUAUAUACAUGAAUAAAGUUAAUUUCACCC